CUUCCUGCGGUCUGUGUCUCUACGCUCGCAGCUUUGACUUGCGCGAGCUGGUGUCGCGAGCCUGCGGGCCGAGGCCGGUGCGUCCGGAUCGGCAGCAGGCGAACGCAGCUUUGCAGGCCGGGGAGGCCGAGGACCGGGCUGACGGGGGCAGCGAGACCCGGGCCCGGUGCGGCCUCCUAGACCCGACUGCAUUAGUCCUUCUACAGACUUCCUACUGCAUCGGAAGAUGAAUACAUCCUUAGGCCCACUGUCAUUCAAGGAUGUGGCCGUGGCCUUCUCCCAGGAGGAGUGGCAGCAGCUGGACCCUGAGGAGAGGACGACAUACAGGGAUGUGAUGCUGGAGACCUACAGCAACCUCGUCUCCUUGGGGUAUGACAUUAUCAAACCGGAUGUUAUCAUCAAGUUGGAACAAGGAGAAGAGCCAUGGAUAGUAGAAGGAGCGUUCUCGCCUCAGAGCUAUCCAGAUGAGAUCCGGCACAUGAGCAGGCUGAUGGAGGAAGACCAGGGAGGUGAAGAGAACCAGACAAGUUCAGCUGUGUUCAGCUACAGAAGCCGGGCUGAUGCCUCUAGUAAGGCCACUGAUGGAGAAACAAAGCCCUUUCCCUCACAGAAGGCCCUCCCUCAGUGCAACUCCUGUGAGAAGAGCCUGAUGUGUGUCUCAGCGUUCAUCCGAAGCGACGGAAGCUAUGCAAAACUGAGGCCCAAUGUGUGUGCCGGGUGUGGGAAGCCCCUCCCCUGCAGCAAGCCGGAGGAAACACAACCUGGAGGUGAGUCUUACGAAUUUAGUGAGGAUGGAGAUGAGGACCCUCUCGGUGAAGAAGGCGUUUAUCGGAAGGGUCACUUUUUGGAGAAGCCCUUUGAAUACGUUGAGUGCCAGAAAUCCUUCCCCAAGGGCACCGUGUUUCUUAAUCACCUGGAAGAGGAGCCCUGCGACUGGAAUGACUCUGAGGUCGCUUUCCUGCAGCCGUCAGACCUCAGUGCCCACCAGGAUUCUCUCAUGGAAAUGAAGCCCUACGAGUGCCAGCAGUGUGGGAAGUCCUUCUGCAAAAAGUCCAAGUUCAUCAUCCAUCAGAGGACUCACACAGGAGAGAAGCCCUUCAAGUGCAGUCAGUGUGGGAAGUCCUUCUGCCAGAAGGGCACCCUCACCGUCCACCAGAGGACGCACACCGGGGAGAAGCCCUACGAGUGCACUGAGUGCGGAAAGACCUUCUACCAGAAGCUGCACCUCAUUCAGCACCAGAGGACCCAUUCGGGCGAGAAGCCCUACAAGUGUGGCUACUGCGGGAAGUCCUUCUGCCAGAAGACGCACCUCACUCAGCACCAGAGGACGCACUCGGGAGAGAGGCCCUAUGUUUGUCACGACUGUGGCAAGACGUUCUCUCAGAAGUCAGCCCUCAAUGACCACCAGAAGAUCCACACGGGCGUCAAACUCUACAAGUGCAGCGAGUGUGGCAAGUGCUUCUGCCGCAAGUCCACGCUCACAACCCACAUGCGGACGCACACGGGCGAGAAGCCAUACGAAUGCAACGAGUGCGGCAAGUUCUUCUCCAGGCUGUCGUACCUCACCGUGCAUUACAGAACCCACUCGGGGGAGAAGCCCUACGAGUGUACGGAGUGCGGGAAGACCUUCUACCUGAACUCGGCCCUUAUGAGACACCAGAGGGUGCACACGGGGGAGAAGCCUUACGAGUGUAACGAGUGUGGGAAAUUAUUCUCGCAGCUGUCCUACCUCACCGUGCAUCACAGAACUCACUCAGGAGUGAAGCCCUAUGAGUGUAGCGAGUGUGGAAAGACCUUCUACCAGAAUUCAGCCCUCUGUAGACACCGGAGAAUUCACAGAGGGGAGAAGCCCUACGAAUGCUACAUCUGUGGCAAGUUCUUUUCUCAGAUGUCUUACCUCACGAUCCAUCACAGAAUUCACUCAGGGGAGAAGCCCUACGAGUGCCACGAGUGCGGGAAGUCCUUCUGCCAGAACUCAGCCCUCAACAGACACCAGCGCACACACACGGGAGAAAAAGCCUACGAGUGUUACGAGUGUGGGAAAUGCUUCUCCCAGAUGUCGUAUCUCACUAUCCACCACAGGAUCCACUCGGGAGAGAAGCCCUUCGAGUGUAACGAGUGUGGGAAAGCCUUCUCUCGGAUGUCGUACCUCACUGUGCAUCACAGGACCCACUCAGGAGAGAAGCCCUAUGAAUGUAUGGAGUGCGGGAAGAAAUUCUACCACAAGUCCGCGUUCAAUAGCCAUCAGAGAACUCACAGGAGAGGGAGCGGGAAUGGGGUUGGUUGAUGUGGGACGGCUCCUUUAAAGCCACACUCAACCCUCUCAGUGAGCUAGAAACUCCGGUCUGCAGCUGAGCCCUGCUGUAUGUGGCCCCAGGUACCCAUAGGCUCCGUCUCUGAGGAAAAAGGGUUUCUCUGUGCUGAAUGUGUACAGAAUAUUUUUUGCCUUUCUUCCCUAAGUAGUACAAUAUAACAGCUCUUCAUACAAUAUAACAGCUCUUUAUACUGCGUUUAUAUGGUAUUAAGUGUCAUAGAUAUUCUAGAGGCGAGUUAAAGUACAUAGGGUGUGCACAGUCACAAUGUCAUCUUACAUAGGGGCUUAAUCUGCAGAGGUUGGUGUCCCGCUGGUCUCAGAACCACACUCGGGCAUACCAAAGGAUACCUCUGUCAGAGAGCUCACACAAAUAAGCACGAGCAAGUCUGUGAGAGAUAGAUUCAUCAGAAACCCACAGGGCAGGAAGCACAGUUGUGAGAAGAGCACACAGCAGGCUACACAGGAGUCAGAAUGUAUAAAUCCGUCUCAGCAUAACUUAAACUGCUCAUCAGGGAACUGACUCGACUGAAGGAGCUGGGGAAGCACACUCCUUUGGCAACUGCUAACACUAAAGGACAUUUCUGUAAAAAUUAAAAGAAGAGGGGCUGGAGAGAUGGCUCAGCGGUUAAGAGCACUGACUGCUUUUCUUUCCAGAGGUCCUGAGUUCAAAUCCCAGCACCCACAUGGUGGCUCACAACCAUCUGUAAUGGGAUCUGAUGCCCUCUUCUGGUGUGUCUGAAGAAAGCUACAGUGUACUCAUAUACAUAACAUAAAUACAUUUUUUAAAAAAUUAAAAGUAAUACUUUGCUAGAAAUAAGUACCCUCUAUAACUGCAGGAUGUAAAGUUGCCAGUCUGGUUAGCUGAGUUUGCCACACUAAACUGGUAAGUGAUUCCCUAGGGGCACAGGGCUUGGGGUCUCUUGGUUUUGUUUCAGUAGCCAUCACAGAAGUCUCGCGUUCUGUUUUAAUCACAUUUGGAAAAGUGCUGUGUUGUUACUUUGUAACGUCUGGGGAGCUUACCCACUCUAAGGAAGGUCCUCACCCUGUUACUAUGUUCAUAUGCACUGUCACUGAAGUUACGAACUAUGCUUUUUCUCAUAUUCUUCCUUGGGUUUUCAAAUGCAUUGGGUCAUUGGCACAGGAUUCUGUCCUCUGUAAAGAAGCCAGGUUUUCCCCCUCCCCCAACUAUAGCAAAGAUGGAAUGUAUCUAUAAAAUAGAAGACUCUGAAUAGAUCAUUUUAAACUAAGCCAGAAGUCUGUAAAGGUAAGAAAUAGCCUUAGCACUCCCUGUACUCUGUGACAACAAAGAACUAGACUUAGGAUGUUGUCAUUUCUACACACCAUUGGCUCGCUUGUCUCCCGAGGAUGCUUACGCGUGUGUAGAACUCAAUGGCUGGGUAGCGCGGUACGUGCUGUGGUUACGACCGUGCUCUGUUCUCCUGUCCCUCGGAAGUGAGCACACACACAGCGGACUGGGGCACACUUCACCCAGUGCCUUCUGCCGCUCCCUCUUUGUCUUCCGUACGUCGUCUGAGUGCGUUCUUCCUUAGAUGAUGGGACGCAACUCCAGGGAAGUUUUCAUUGUGGGGUGAGCCUUUCUCAGAAUCUUGGACCCAAAUCCAGAGAGUUCAAAAAGGUCAUUUCUUGAAAGGGUCUCUCUCCUCAAAGCAGCAGAACCUUAGUGAACAUAACCUUGUCUGGAUGCGGUGCCUGGUGAUGACUGCCAACCGUGUAUAUCGUGUAGUCAUGACAACAGAAAGUCGGAAUGACGUCACAGAGCCACUCCGUGUCUGGACUGUGGGUUUUGUUUUUUGUUUUUCUAAGAGACUGUUUCUAAACCAGGUGACUUCGGGACAUUCUGUUAAUAACAACAGGACAGCCUGGUGCCGCAUUACACUCUGUAGGAGUUAUGCAAUUCAGAAGUGGAAUUUAGGUAAAUCAUUUAUUUUGAUGUGUCAAUAGAGAGAUUUAUUGUCUGUAAAUUUGGAUGUAAAUAAUCUGAGCAUUGAAAAUGAACUUGAAA
This is a messenger RNA of Mus caroli (Ryukyu mouse), 4337 nucleotides long. RefSeq names its product zinc finger protein 12 (gene Znf12). NCBI's taxonomy places the organism in Eukaryota, Metazoa, Chordata, Mammalia, Rodentia, Muridae. Gene Ontology annotation, cellular component: nucleus. The record is from RefSeq and is a predicted model, not a curated record. Gene Ontology annotation, biological process: regulation of DNA-templated transcription.